Tauraco erythrolophus (red-crested turaco) is the source of this 972-nucleotide messenger RNA. The record is from RefSeq and is a predicted model, not a curated record. Lineage: Eukaryota; Metazoa; Chordata; Aves; Musophagiformes; Musophagidae.
GCGGCGAAACUGCACAUCAUACAUAAAUAAUACAAAUUGAGAUUGGUCAUGAGGAUCUUUUGUGGAAGAGCUAAUCCAACCACUGGUGCAAUGGAGUGGUUAGAAGAGGAUGAGAACUACGACUACCAUCAGGAAAUAGCAAGAUCACGCUACGCAGACAUGCUUCAUGAUAAAGACAGAAACGUGAAGUAUUACCAAGGUAUUCGUGCUGCAGUGAGCAGAGUAAAAGAAAGAGGUGAGAAAGCAAUUGUUCUAGACAUAGGGACUGGCACAGGACUCCUGUCUAUGAUGGCAGCUUCAGCAGGUGCAGAUUUCUGCUAUGCAGUUGAGGUUUUCAAGCCCAUGGCUAAUGCUGCUGUGAAGAUAGUGGAGAAGAAUGGUUUUCGUGACAAGAUCAAGGUAAUCAACAAGCACUCCACUGAAGUCACUGUUGGCCCAGAUGGAGAUAUGCAAUGUCGUGCAAACAUCCUGGUAACAGAAUUAUUCGAUACAGAGCUGAUAGGAGAAGGAGCUUUACCAAGCUAUGAGCAUGCACACAAAUAUCUUGUGCAGGAAGGAUGUGAGGCAGUGCCUCACAGGGCAACGGUGUAUGUCCAGUUAGUGGAAUCCAAAAGAAUGUGGUCCUGGAACAAACUGUUUCCUAUUCAUGUGGAAGCAGAGGAUGGUGAAAAAGUUAUCGUCUCCCCUUCAGAAGUGGAGAACUGUCCAGGUGUUCCUUCUGUUUGUGAUAUCCAGCUGAACCAGAUGCCUUCAAGUGACUUCACCAUCCUUAGUGAUGUGGUGCCAAUGUUCAGUGUGGAUUUCAGUAAGCCAGUAAGGAGUGCUUCUACCUACUAUAGAGUGCAGCUGGAGCCUGUAAAAUCUGGCAAGGCACAAGUCGUGCUUUCCUGGUGGGAUAUUGACAUGGACCCUUCUGGGAUGAUAAAUUGCACAAUGGCUCCAUACUGGGUAAAAUCCACUUCUGCUUUCCAG